Messenger RNA from Cuculus canorus (common cuckoo), 4050 nucleotides. It is a transcript of the gene NPSR1, whose product is annotated as neuropeptide S receptor 1. Gene Ontology annotation, cellular component: cytoplasm; membrane. The record is from RefSeq and is a predicted model, not a curated record. Bases 333 to 1454 code for a protein of 373 amino acids. Gene Ontology annotation, molecular function: neuropeptide receptor activity; vasopressin receptor activity. Lineage: Eukaryota; Metazoa; Chordata; Aves; Cuculiformes; Cuculidae. Gene Ontology annotation, biological process: positive regulation of release of sequestered calcium ion into cytosol; neuropeptide signaling pathway. The transcript is spliced from 9 exons.
ACUCCAGAGAUGACAACUUGAGGUGCAAGGCAAUCCAGAGUCCACAAGGCACAUGGCUAGGUCCACGUGUGCUGACUUCCUUGCUGACUGCUGCUGGAAAGAACAUGUGGAUGUCUGUCGUCAGAGUUGUGCCGAAGGAAAGCUCAAAGGGAUGAUGACAGCUUGGCUUUUUUUUCUUCACUAUCACUCAGCUGCACUGAAGCCCGAUGCCUCUGGUAGCCAGUGGUGGAGCAGUGAGAAGCUGGUUUUGUUGCUGCGCUUUUACAGGAGAAGCCUGGCUGCAUUAACUCUUACAAAAACAAGCACCUAGACAACUCGAACAAAACCCAGUGAUGGAGGUCGGCUCCACAGCAGCCAGCAGCAGCUCCCAGGGAGGCACCGGCUGGCUGGAUCUUACUCUUGUCACCUGCACUGAAACCGUGACUUUCACUGAAGUGGUGACAGAAGAGGAGUGGGGAUCCUUUUACUAUUCUUUUAAGACAGAGCAGCUGGUGACUCUUUGGAUUCUCUUUAUUGUCACAAUCACUGGAAACGCCAUUGUACUCUUCUCUACCUGGAGGAGGAAGAGGAAAUCCCGAAUGACCUUCUUCGUUAAACAGUUGGCAAUCACAGAUUCAUUCACAGGACUCAUAAACAUAAUGACGGACAUCAUUUGGCGCUACACUGGAGAUUUCAUGGCUCCUGAUAUCGUUUGCAGAAUUGUUCGCUACUUCCAGGUGGUCCUUCUAUAUGCCUCAACUUAUGUCCUCGUGUCACUAAGCAUAGACCGGUAUCAUGCCAUAGUUUACCCAAUGAAGUUCUUGCAAGGAGAAAGACAGGCGAAAGUUCUUAUUGGAGUGGCUUGGAGCCUCUCUUUCCUGUUUUCCAUACCGACAUUGAUUAUUUUUGGGAAACGGCAGCUCUCCAAUGGGGAAGUACAGUGUUGGGCUCUCUGGCCUGAUGACUCUUACUGGAUACCUUACAUGACAGUGGUGGCUUUCCUGGUGUACUUCAUUCCUUUGAUCAUUAUCAGUGUCAUAUACUCAAUCGUGAUUCGAACCAUCUGGGUGAAGAGCAAAGCUCAGGCUGUCAUCAUAUCCAGCUGCCCUGGUGGGAAAACCUCUGCUGGCUACACCAGUCGUGGGUUCAUAUCCAGGGCAAAAGUGAAAGCAAUCAAGUACAGCAUCGUAAUUAUCCUUGCAUUUGUUCUCUGUUGGAGCCCUUACUUUCUUUUUGAUAUCCUGGACAACUUCAACGUAUUCCCUGAGACCAAAGAGCGCUUUUACGCAUCCGUGAUCAUUCAGAACCUGCCAGCCUUGAACAGCGCUAUCAACCCCCUCAUCUACUGCCUCUUCAGCAACCAUCUCUGCUCCCCUUUUGAGGAGAGAAGAACACGAAGGCUGGAGGGAACUUUCCGGGACAAGAGUGAUGGAGGGCGGGAGAUGCAGGUCCUGUCCAAACCAGAAUACAUCUAGCACAGAUGAUGCCCCACAAAGCCAUCCUGGUACAUGUACCAAGGAAAGCAGAGGUCCCCCACAAGCCCCAAGCACCAUGAGCUGAUGGACACCAACUGGAAAUAGCCUGCACCUCACUGCUGCUGAACAGCACUUACAUUUUGGAUCAGCACUGCAGCUUCAGCAAUUGCACACUGCCAGUGACAAAUUCGGUCCAAGGAGUUUGCAUGCCACUCCUGUGGGGGCUCAUUUUGGCCAUCUGCUUUCUAGCAAGCUGUAAUAUUUAUGCAUUCCAAAUGGCAAAAAACAAUGUAAGUGUAAGUGUAGUCAGAGUCUUCUCUAUAUUUUUUUAGGAGUUGCUAAAAGCCAUCUACUCUACCAUAUGGCUCACAUAACUAACCAAGAGAAUUUGCAAGUAAUUGCAGAGCAAGGACCCUACUUAAAGCACUGGCAUUUUUCCAAGGAGAACACACUACCAUCAUUCUACAUAGUUAUAUCUGAGUUUCAUAUAUGACCACUUAUGAAGUAAUACCCAGAAAAGAGGGGACUGAAGGGCUGGGUUACUGCCUCCCAACACUCCUUACCACGCUGCUCAGCUCACACCAGUCCCCCAAGCUGCACUGUUCCUGCAGAUCAUCCUCCCCUUCCUCUGUGAUGUUUCUUUGCUGUCCUAUUGGGGUGUGUUGGUGGCACCCCAGGGACCCUGCAGGGCUGCCACAUGACACAUCUGGACAGUCAUUUGUUUCUGGGCUACUGUAUUAAUGCAGCAUUUGCCAACCCCUCCCAGACCUCGCGGUGCAUAAGGUGCACCGAUCCUCACAUGUUUCUGUGGCAAGGUCCCUGAGCAGUCUACCUGGGCCCCUGCACUCACUCCAUCUAUGGGGAGCCACCACUCGCGGCACUUCACCAGUGAAGAUCAAUCUUGCCACCACACAGCAGCAUUUCCCCAACUUGUGCACUAUGUAAAUCAUCCACGUCACUUAAAUAAUGCAGAGAACCACACACACAUUUAGGCAAUUUCAGAGCUGGCAGAAGAUCUUGGUGAAACUAUACAACUCAAAUUACGCUUAGAAAAAAUUACUUGUUGAUGGUCUGGUCUUAUAAACUCCUUGUAGGGUCCACAGAGCACCAGUCAUCAGGCAGAGCUUUGCUGCACAGUGCCCCAAGCAGCUGGGCUUCCCCUUCCCCUGCCCUUGGGGUACCCUCCCAUCACACUGUUUUUAAGCUUAAGAGGAAAUGUUCUUAGGCAGGUUUAGUGAUACUGGGUGAUACUGGCUUGAAUGUCCAUAUUACUGCAAAGCAACUUAAAGUGUUUCUAUGAUAUUACACUCUAACCAGCUGUAUGGCAAAUGUGUUUGUUUCGUCUCAGUAAAAACAGCUUUCUUACAUAAGUGGAGUCAGUUUAAAUAGGUUUUUUUUCUGUUAUGAAGAUCCUUUGCAAUGAGUUUGUUCCCUGCAAAACAGAAACUGGAUAAAAUUUAUUUAUAAUUUCCUAUAUUACAAAAAUCUUUCUUUCCUAAGUAGGAGAUACAUAAAAUCAAGGGGGUUUAAUGUUCAUAGGAAAAUAAAUACAGUUUCUCUUUUUAUUAUUAUGAAGUUCUGUUAUGUCUAAAUUUUUAUAACAACUUAAUUAAGACCAUGAAUCUACACUAGCCUUCACAGCAGCUGCCUCAGAUAAAUUACAUAUAAGAACCAGUCAAUAUAUUUUCUUGUGGGCACGUUACCACUUUCCCAAACUGCUUGGACUGCUUGGUUUAAGCUGCAUAGUAAUUCAGAAUUUGGGUUUUAACUUUUUAAUCUGGUACAUAUACCCUCCCUACCUACUCUUGAACAAUUAAUAGAAUUUGUUGCCUUAAUACCUGGAAAUCAGACAACAUUUGUGAGGAGUACUUUGAUUUGCAAAUUUAACUUGCCUCAGAGAUCUCACCGAAAUUUACAUUUACAUUAGGGUCACUACAUGAACUAUCCCAUCUAAAUUAAAUAAAUGCAUGAAUAAAUGUAGGACUCCAGCCUUGAAGUCUUUACUCAUUUAUUUUCAAAGAAACAGGGGGCGGGGAGGAGAGAUGUGUUUCAAUCAUUAUUGAAUUAUGUACCAUUUACAUGAUAUUCAUAUCAUUUUUUCCUCUGGACAUGAUUGUGAUGCCCUUGUGAUGUGCUUCCUCAUGUGAAGAUGUCUCAGUUUAGAUGGCCUCACACUACUUUUGUCUGCAUGCUUUCCAAGCCCUUAAUACAGAAAUAAAUAAUUUAUGUGAUUUUCUAUCCUGCUUUCUCACUGUGCAAGAGAUGGUAUUUUACUACCUUUUUAUGUUCUCCAAAACGUUUGUUGUAAAGAAACAGAGGCAAAGCAGAGUUUUUCCAUUAGUCUGGAAAACAUCUGCAUGGCUCUCCUUUGCUUCUUGAGAGAUGUAGGGGAACUUCAUCUCACUCUAAAUUUCUUACUCUUAUUCCAUGCUUGCAACUUGCUCUACAUCUGUUGAUUGUUUAGUUGCUUAAUUGGGAGAGCAUUGUUAUGAAAGACCCCAGACCUUUGAGGCGAGGUAGUAAAAGUCGGUGUCAAGGUCUGAUUGCACAGACAGUCUGAAGAGAAGAAGAGGAAACCCAGCUGGUUUGUCCAUGG